AUGAAGGCCACCUGGAUCAGGCUUCUGAAAAGAGCCAAAGGAGGACGUCUGAAGAAUUCUGAUAUCUGUGGUUCGGCGGACUCCUACACCAGCCGUCCAUCCGAUUCAGAUGUAUCUCUGGAAGAAGACAGGGAAGCAGUGCGGAGAGAGGCAGAGCGGCAGGCCCAGGCACAGCUGGAAAAAGCAAAGACAAAACCUGUUGCAUUUGCAGUUCGGACAAAUGUUGGGUACAGUGCAGCUCACGAUGACGAUGUUCCAGUCCCAGGCAUGGCCAUCUCAUUUGAGGCUAAAGAUUUUCUUCAUGUUAAAGAAAAAUUUAAUAAUGACUGGUGGAUAGGACGGUUGGUAAAAGAAGGCUGUGAAAUAGGAUUCAUACCAAGCCCAGUCAAACUAGAAAACAUGAGGCUGCAGCAUGAACAAAAGGCCAAACAAGGAAAAUUCUACUCCAGUAAAUCAGGAGGAAACUCUUCAUCCAGUUUGGGUGACAUCGUUCCUAGUUCCAGAAAAUCGACGCCUCCAUCAUCUGCUAUAGACAUAGAUGCCACUGGCUUAGAUGCAGAAGAAAAUGAUAUUCCAGCAAAUCAUCGCUCCCCCAAACCCAGUGCAAACAGUGUAACAUCACCCCACUCCAAAGAGAAAAGAAUGCCCUUCUUUAAGAAGACAGAGCACAUCCCUCCCUAUGAUGUAGUGCCUUCUAUGCGACCAGUAGUUUUAGUGGGGCCUUCUCUGAAGGGAUAUGAGGUAACAGAUAUGAUGCAAAAAGCAUUAUUUGAUUUUUUAAAACAUAGAUUCGAAGGGCGUAUAUCAAUUACACGAGUCACAGCAGACAUCUCGCUUGCCAAACGCUCAGUAUUAAACAACCCCAGUAAGCAUGCGAUAAUAGAGCGAUCUAACACAAGAUCAAGCUUAGCUGAAGUUCAGAGUGAAAUCGAACGGAUUUUUGAAUUAGCAAGGACGCUGCAGUUGGUAGUGCUUGAUGCUGAUACCAUUAACCACCCAGCUCAACUAAGCAAAACCUCUCUGGCUCCAAUUAUAGUAUACGUAAAGAUUUCUUCUCCUAAGGUUUUACAGAGGUUAAUAAAAUCUCGAGGGAAAUCUCAAGCCAAACACCUUAAUGUUCAGAUGGUGGCAGCUGAUAAACUGGCACAGUGUCCUCCCGAAAUGUUCGAUGUAAUUCUUGAUGAGAACCAGCUUGAAGAUGCUUGCGAACACCUUGCUGACUAUCUGGAAGCCUACUGGAAGGCCACACAUCCACCUAGCAGCAAUCCUCCUAACCAGCUUCUCACUCGCACACUUGCAACAGCCACUCUUCCUAUUAGCCCAGGUCCAAAUAUUAAUUUACAGGGAUCUCAAGGAGACCAGAGGAAUGACCAUUCAGUCCCUGAACGCAGCGGUUCACAAAUUGAAGAGGAAGCACGGGUAGAACCCAUCAAGAAAUCCCAGCAUCGCUCUUCCUCAAGCCAACACCACAACCAUCGCAGUGGUGUUAGAGGCCUUUCUAGGCAAGAGACUUUUGACUCAGAAACACAAGACAGCAGAGAUUCGGCUUACGUAGAGCCAAAGGAGGACUACUCACAUGAGCAUGGUGACCACUAUGAUUCUCACAGGGAUCACAAUCAUAGAGACGAGUCCCACGGGAGCAGUGAUCACCGACACAGAGAAUCAAGGCAUCGCUCAAAGGAGAGGGACCGCGAGCAGGACCACAAUGAAUGCAACAAACAGCGUAGUCGUCAUAAAUCAAGGGACCAAUAUUGUGACAAGGAUGGGGAAGUGAUAUCGAAAAAACGUAACGACGCAGGAGAAUGGAGCAGGGAUGUUUACAUCCGGCAGUAACUUUUGCCUCCGGCAGUCUUGUGUUUCUUUGAAGUCUUGUAACAAUGCCCCUUGAAAAUAUCUUCGGGUUCUUCAUUGCAGAACAUAUGGUAUCCUUCUGUAUGCUGAUUUGUAUUGCUGUUGCUUGCAUAGCAAUAGCAUGAAAUAGAAUAUUCAUAUACUUAUUUUUUUGGUUAGUGCUAUAUGAAUUAGCGUACUACAACUGCAGAGUUCCUGAUGUUGUACUACGCCAUUUUUCAAGCUGUUUUUUGGUAGCUGCCACUUGAACAAUAUCUGUUGCCAUCAAGGUGUUGUUAGUGUUUUUUAAAAAAAAGGUACAUUUGAUGUUUAAUAACUUCCCGUGUAUUCAGCAAGCCAGAAUCAGCACAUAAAAAAAUCUAAAACUUUUUGUCUGCUCUGAUUUUUAAUUUGUAUGCACUUGAUUUGCAUUUUGAUUUAAGAGCCACUAUCUGUUGCUUGUACCUCUGGUGGACUCCAUUUGAAGACAGAAUUCAGUCUUGCCUUACACACAGGGGAUCAUAAAGUCAAAAUCUAUUUUCUAUGUACUGGUACUGUGUACUGUAUAUACAGUUUAUAAAUGUUAUUUCUGCAGACACC
Messenger RNA from Balearica regulorum gibbericeps (East African grey crowned-crane), 2430 nucleotides. RefSeq names its product calcium voltage-gated channel auxiliary subunit beta 2 (gene CACNB2). Gene Ontology annotation, biological process: calcium ion transmembrane transport. Gene Ontology annotation, cellular component: voltage-gated calcium channel complex. The record is from RefSeq and is a predicted model, not a curated record. Gene Ontology annotation, molecular function: voltage-gated calcium channel activity; protein binding. NCBI's taxonomy places the organism in Eukaryota, Metazoa, Chordata, Aves, Gruiformes, Gruidae.